Messenger RNA from Cokeromyces recurvatus, 928 nucleotides. RefSeq lists its product as uncharacterized. The record is from RefSeq and is a predicted model, not a curated record. The transcript has 6 exons. NCBI's taxonomy places the organism in Eukaryota, Fungi, Mucoromycota, Mucoromycetes, Mucorales, Mucoraceae. Bases 106 to 753 code for a protein of 215 amino acids.
UUAUAUUUAAUUAAGGAUGAGAAAAAAUCGAAGCGUAGAGCGCAUGAAAUACUUCGUAGAGAAAGGUAUGGUGAGCAAAUAAAUAAAAGACGCCGAGUAUUGAACAUGGAAAGUGUAAAAGAAGACCAAGAAGCUACCAUUGAUUAUGAGGAUGAAGUAUAUGAGAAGCUUGAUGUUCGUGACCUUGAAUUCUCCUUGAUGAAUAAUUUGAAACAACUAAGGUCAAGAGCACAUGCUUUAUCAGAGGAAGAAAUACAAAUGGUCAAGUUAAUUUUAUGUUCAUCUUUAUAUCCCCAGUUGGCUAUUGGUGAUGAGCAUAAUCCUUAUAGAAAGAGUAAUGAGAUUGUAUUUCAUACAUCAGCAAAAAGCUUUCUGUCUAUACAUCCCAGUAGUGUUAUUGCAUCUCAUCCUGAAUGGGUUCAAGAAUUAGAAAAAGAGCUUAGAAAAGAUGAUAAAACAGUAGAAGAAGCAUUAUAUCAUCAAUUAUUAUGUUAUUUACAACUAUUAGAAACAAAUAGGCCCUUUCUUGUUAAUAUCACUCGAGUACCAGGCAUACAUGUAUUGCUUUUGUUUGGCAAAAUUAUUGAUUUAAAUUAUGACUGUAGUGUUAUUGUAGUUGAUUCAUACUUUGUAAUCAGAUUUCGAACAACUCAAGUAGCAGAGUACGUUAUUUAUUUAGCUUAUCAACUUCGAUUAGAAUGGGAUCAAUUGUUAAAUCAAAGAAUUAGAUCUGGACUGGGAAAGGUUAUAUAGAUAGAAACAUUUAUAAAAUACAUAUUUGUAUACGUAUAUUCAUUUUGUAUGUAUAUCUACUUGUUAGGGAAGAAUUGAAUCUCUAGAAGAAGAAGAAGAAAAAGAGGAAGAAGUUAUCAUUAGUUCAUCUAUAAGAAAAAAAAUGCCUCUUACAAUCCAGCAAAUAUUAGAUGAA